UGAGCCUGCCUCUCUCCAAUCAGUGGCUUUCGUCCUCGUGCGUCUCUCCACCUGUGCGUCGCACAGACGCUGCAGCUUUCAUUCCCAGAGUGAGGACCCGAGUCCCCCAGCCUCACACUCAGCCACAGCCACCCAGACAGCCAGGCUGAGAGGCAGUGAGAGAGAGAGAGAGGGAGAGACAGAGAGAGGGAUGGAGGGAGGGAGGAGUCUAGUUAAGGAGCUCUAUCCCCUGACUGUGUCUGCUCUGUGAGUGGUUGAGCAAGAGAGAGAGAGAGAGCGCAUGAGAGAGAAAGAGAAGGAGGGGGGGCAAGUGAGGGCUGAAGAGACUCAGAAUGGAUGGGCAACGAGAAAACCGUGCGAGCGAGAGAGAAAGAGUGAGCGUGUGAAUGCUGAGACUCAGCAGCGAAGACGCACAAAGUCUACAAGCACCACACCAACAAGAGAGCGUGUGAGGCAGAGCUGACCACGGACAACUCUGAAGAGUGACACAGAGGAAAGAGACACAGAGAGAGACAGAGAAGAAGAAGAAGAAGAAGAAGUAGAAGCAGAGGGAGAGAAAGAACGGAGACAGACUACCAGCCUUCCACUGGUUUUGCCCUCUCCACUCCCCAGUCAUGAUCCCUUGGGUCCUUCUGCUCCUGUGGAUCUCCAGACAUGGGGUGGAGGCCAUGUUUUCCCAGCAGCCACAGGACUUGGUGGUGGUGGCAGGCCAGCCCGUGACAUUACCAUGCACCAUCCCCGGUUACCAUGGCGUUGUCCUGUGGAUCAAAGAUGGUCUGGCACUGGGAGUUGGCAGAGACCUCUCUGGCUAUCCUCGUUACACAGUGAUUGGCGACCACGGUUCAGGAGAGCAUCAUUUGCGAAUCCAGCGUGUCGAGCUGAUGGAUGACGCCGUGUUUGAGUGCCAGGCUGUCCAGGCUGCCAUGAGGUCCCGUCCUGCCCGUCUCACUGUGCUGGUUCCCCCAGAGGACCCAGUCAUCAGUGGAGGGCCGGUGGUGAGCCUCAGGGCUGGUGACCCACUCAAUCUCACAUGCCAUGCCGACAACGCCAAGCCAGCAGCCUCAAUCAUUUGGAUCCGCAAUGGAGAGGUCCUUAACGGGGCCAUGUACUCCAAGGUAAGCAUAGAGACCUUGCUCCGGGAUGGUAGGAGAGAGAGCACCGUGAGCACGCUCUAUCUAUCGCCUUCCAACAUCGAGACAGGUCAGCAGAUCAUCUGUAAGGCCUCCAACAAGGCAGUUCCCAAUGGCAAGGAGACUAGUGUCACGAUCGACAUCCAGCAUCUCCCACUUGUCAAUCUCUCAGUGGAGCCUCAGCCUGUUCUGGAGGGCAACCUCGUGAAAUUCCACUGCUCCGCAAAGGCCAACCCUCCUGUCACACUCUACAGGUGGGCCAAAGGAGGGAGUAUAAUCAAGGAGGUCUCCGGCGACACGUAUGAGGUUAUUGUGGACCACUCCUUCUUUACAGAACCUGUUUCCUGCGAGGUUACCAACCCUCUGGGCAGCACCAACAUCAGCCGCAAUGUUGAUGUUUAUUUUGGCCCUCGCAUGGCUGCAGAGCCUCAGUCCUUGCAAGUGGACCUUGGAUCUGAUGCUGUAUUCAACUGCGCUUGGACAGGAAAUCCUUCUCUUACCAUAGUGUGGAUGAAGAGGGGAUCUGGAGUGGUUCUUAGCAACGAGAACCUCCUGACACUGAAAUCUGUGAGACAGGAGGAUGCUGGGAAAUACGUUUGCCGCGCUGUAGUCCCACGUGUGGGAGCGGGGGAGAAGGAGGUUUCUCUCACUGUCAAUGGGCCACCUACUAUCUCCAGCACACAGACUCAGCAAGCUUUACAUGGAGAAAAAGGACAAAUCAAAUGUUUCAUUCGAAGUACACCACCUCCAGACCGCAUUGCUUGGUCAUGGAAGGAAACCGUGUUGGAGUCUGGAACAUCUGGCCGCUACACCGUAGAGACGGUCACCACAGAAGAAGGAGUAAUCUCCACACUCACCAUGAGUAAUAUUGUUCCAGCUGAUUUCCAGACAAUCUACAACUGCACGGCGUGGAACAGUUUUGGCUCUGACACCGAGAUCAUACGCCUUAAGGAACAAGGUGGGAGCCAAGAGUCUCUCCCAGUGGCAGUGAUCAUCGGCAUUGCUGUGGGAGCUUUUGUGGCCCUUAUUGUCCUCAUGGGCACCAUUGGAGCAUUUUGUUGCACCCGCUCCCAGAGAAAGGAAGCGCACCUGGUUAUGCCCUCACUGCCCGUCUCCAUCUGUGCUCACCAGAGAGAACUUGCAAGCAAAAUUAAGACAGAAAAUCUGAAAGGAGUCGUGUCUGCGAAAAAUGACAUCCGGGUGGAGAUUGUACACAAAGACCACAAUGCAGCACGAGAAAACGAAGAACACACCUCCAUGAAACAACUGAUGGUGAGUGUUGAACGAGGAGAGUUCCAGCAGGAAUCUGUUCUCAAGCAGCUGGAGGUAUUACAAGAGGAAGAGAAGGAGUAUCAGCACAUUAAGGACCCUACAAAUGGCUACUACAGUGUUAAUACCUUCAAGGAGCACCACACGCCAACCAUGGCAGGGAAUCAGUCCACUGAGGUGCGGAACCCCACAAACACAGGUACCCUGGGCAAGCAACGAGUACCGACGGGCAUGUCCUUCACUAACAUCUACUCCACUCUGGGAGCAGGUCCCAACCGCCUGUAUGACUACAGCCAACGCUUUGUGCUGGGCAUGGGCAGCAGCUCCAUCGAGCUAUGCGAGCGGGAGUUCCAGCGUGGCUCACUUAGCGACUCCAGCUCCUUUAUCGACACACAGUGUGAUAGCAGCGUCAGCAGCUACAGUAAGCCGGACGGCUACGUGCAGUUCGACAAAGACAGCAAGGCAUCAGCCUCCUCCUCCUCCCACUAUUCCCAGUCCUCUUCGCAGAACUCAGACCUCACACGGCCCCUCCAGAAGCGCAUGCAAACCCAUGUCUGACCACCAGGGAGGGAGGGUGUUUGAACGGGGUGUAACAAGCGGCCAGGAUUGUAAAACUGUGAAAGAAUCAGCUCCCAGGGGCUCCUGAAGUAACUGUGUCACUGUGUGUUUCCUCUGGAUGCCUGGAGACGCCGGGGCUGGCUUUAACACACCGUGUGACUUGUUUAGACUUCUCAAUAUCCCAAAAAGUGGAUCAAGAAGCCUUAUAUUCCUCAUGCUUAGCUCAUCAACCACCUCCUUUUUUAAACCCAUAAUCAGAAUUGUGCCACAGAGAGGUUAUUUGCCAACACAGAGACAACACAAGUUUGGAAUCUGAACAUUCAAUUCUUGGUUUUUACAGUGGGAUUGUUAGAAGAUUGGAUGGCAGGAAUACAAGGCUUUUGUGUGACAAUCAGUUCCCCUGGCAAAGACCAUUUUUGCCUUUUGAAGAUUGUCAUUCAGAAAAACUGAGAUUGUUGUAACAACUGUUGAAGCACUCAGCACGAAAAGCACGAUAAUGAGUGUGAGCCAAUGUCCUGCUGCUCCCCUGUAGUUUGAAGCACAAAAAACGAAUGUGCACGUGUUUUUUUUUUUUGGUUUUUUUUGGGGGGUUUUUUUGUGUUAAAACGAUAACUCCCCCCACCCCACCCCACCCCCCACCUUUCCUUCAAACACUGUAUGUGAAGCUUGGCUUGUUGAAACUCGUCUCCUGUGUAGGUGGAAAACUUUCUCCGUGUGCCCACAGACGUUUUGAGCGUUGAAAAGAACGGCUGUUUUUCUCUCCGCAGCUGUAUCUGGGCCACAAGAGCUGAGCAGAUAAAGAGGGGCUGAGAUCUCAUUUUAAAUCCCUGAAUCAUUAUUUUACUUUGACACUCUGCGAUAAAAGAAUAUCAGUGUAUAUAUGUGACUGCAAUUUCUUUUCUAGCAUCUAAUUUCUGCCUCUGAUUUCCCUCAUGGAGGACUCUAAAUGAGACACGAGUGCCUCUUCUUUUCCAUAUCUUCUUUGCCUUGAGGGUCUGUUUGAACUACGUCAAUACAAACUUUGACUAAGUGAGAUAGACACGCGCUAUCAGCUCUUCUGUUGAUGGGGAAGCUGCAUCUUCUGUUGUGUUAACGCACCAAAUCCCGCUCCAAGGCAUGCGGCAGGAAAGCCCACAAACUGCAACACGUGUUGUGAGUUUCUCCUGCUAACGCCACAGAUCAUCAGCCAUAUACUUGGGGGGUACCUCCUGAAUGAAAUGUAAACAUUAUAUUUUAGCCAAGCUUCUUAUUGUGUGGUUAUCCCAUUGCUGUUGUCAAUAUCACUGUUGACACUGAAGCCUAGUGCAUCCUGACUGUAUACCUACCUGUGAUCAUGCUGGUCAUCAAGGGACAUGACAAGCAAAUUUAGAAAAUGUGUUUUAUUUUGCCAUCUGCUGUUCAUCUUUGGCUACUGUGGAGCUGACGGAUGGCGUCACGCUGAUGCUUUUCAAAGUGCAUCGUUUUGUUCUGUUCUGUUCUCUCCAGCGCUGUAUGUGACAUAUAUGAAAUUGGAUUUAUUAUUUAAUCACUGACACUGUAUUUGUUUUAGUUGAGCUAGUAGAGACAGAGAGUAGUGGUUUCACUUGCAGCUACACAAACACUCGUACUUUACAUAAAAGUUCAAAGUGAGCCUGUUUGUCAGGAGUGUCGUCGUCGUGGUGGAAAUCUGUGUGAGCGGGAGAAUCACCAGGAGUUCAGAUGUCUCGGGCAGAAGGAUUUAUUGUGAGCUUUGGCACCAAGGAGAAAAUGAUGAGCAGUACAAAGCCAGCAUGUGAAUCAGAGUAGUGCUACACCAAUUUACCAAGGAUAUCUCGUCCAGCAGGGCAUAUAAAACCCAGUAUAACGUGUCCUUAUCUAACUAUUGUUAAGUGUGUCUUUUGCCUUUUGUCAUUCUCCACUCAUACUUGUCUGGAACCGUCAAUAAAGCUAUGCUUGUCCCUACAUUCUUGUAUGAAGACCUUGGUUACCGUAGCUACGGAGGAAAAAGUUGGGUCCAUCUAGACUCAGAAGCUGAACAGUGAACCAGUCACUCUCACUAUGAUGUCUUUUUGGCCAUAAGGAAGGAAAAUUCCUUGCAGCAUUGACCACUUGGAAUCCCACUGCAGAUGUGUGCAUAUAGUCUAGACACUGUAAAGUAGUACUUUAUCUUUAUCUUCGCCUGGAUGCUACCACACAUCACAUCGUGUCAAGUUAAAUUCAGACCUUUAAAUCAGAUGUAAACCCAACAAAGUUUGGCGUUAAAGCAAGCUUUGAUGAAUAAGGGCAACCCUUUUACAGCAAACAGAUCAUUUCUGUAACAGCCACAGUUGCAUCAUAUAUUACAUCACAUUUGAUUUAAGCCAUCAAAAGCCUCAUACGUCUGCGGGUUUUCAAAGUCAGCCCCCCCCCCCCCCCCAAUCCUUUAUAGAAUCAGAUUGGUUGUUAUUUGAUCACUUAUUUGAAGGGUAAAGACAAGUUCAUGGAAAAUAACAAGAAACUGCUGUAAAACAGCAGCUUGCAAUGUCACUGUCACUUCUGUUUUGUCAAACCCAACAAAACAUAACAGAGUAUAAAAGGUUGUGAUAUAUAUUAUCUAAUUAGGUUUUUCUGUAUAUUGCAUAGUGCUGUCAACUGGGCUAAAGUAAGCCUGAAACUACGAAAUCUGCCACUCAACCCAAGAAAAACCAAACGAGGCAUUGCUGACAAAAGCAAGUUGUUGUUGUAAGCACUUUACAUAUGAUUAUAUUCAAGGCAUUUGAAUGGGGUUUUCCACUUGAGUGGCAGUGGUUUGGACUCUAAUUUUACAAAUGGAUUGGCGCCCAUUGUACAGCUUAAGACAAAAAGCUCUGUUUCAAUGCUGAUAAUCCAGCUUGGCACUUAGCAGACUGUAUAUAAAUCUCUAAUGCUGUCUUUCUCUGUAUAUAAUUUUUUCCUGGCUUUUCUUUAUUUCUCAGUCAGAUUUCACUAUAUCGGAGCUCAACAAAUCCACGUAGCGUCAAAACUGUACAGACAGACAAUCAUUUUCUCUUUGUUUCCCGUCCAAAAAUGUUAUCAACCCUGCUUGUUUCUCACAAAUUACAUGAAAGGCUUGUGCGAGUAGUUUCUCUACCCCAGAUCUCACGGGGGAAAAACUCACACUCUGCACACUGAGCACAAAGGAGGCUAUAGGAUGAGAAGCUGAGCUUAGCUGGGACAGCUUUGAAGUGAGAGAUGCAGUAUGAGGUUAUUAUACCUUCAGCCCUUCCGAGAGAUGCCCAGAUGCCCAGCAAUAUAUUGCAUUUGGCACCAUGAUGACUGUCAAGUAUGCCUGUGCCAUUUUUUUAAUUUAGUUUCCUUAGCAUUUAUGAGUUCAGGACAAAAUUCUUACCUUGAUAUUGGCAGGAGUCCGUUACAGUGUAGAUGCUACAGUGUGACCUAGUUUGCAUGGGACAAGAUACAGAUUAUUAUUUGCAUAUAUUAUGCAUCAUGUUACAUCCACAGCAUCAGAAUUCAAAAGUUUACCCCCUUUAAAAGUUACCAUAAUGCAGACAUUCAGCAUGUCUCUGCCCUAAAAACAAAACUAUUUGCCUCCUUUUCCAAAGGGUCCAGUUUUCCUUAUCUGAUGCAGCUCCCGCACUGAUCCAAACAUAAUGCAUUUUCCCAGUCCAGAGAAUCUGCACACUGCACAGCAAACAGAUAAAUAUUUGAUAGGCCAGCCUUCUGUCCCAUCUCCCCAUGGCGGCAGCUACAGUGGGCAUGAGAGCACCAGAGGAUGCGAGUGCCAUGUCAGUCUUUGGGAAUCAAAGCCCAUGUGGGGACAAAGUCUGCCCUGCUCACCUGUGGACGCCUCUCCGGCUGGUGCUGGCAGCGCCUGUUUGCCUGGCUACAAGCACCGCACAGAUGCCAGGGCAUAACAGAUGAAUAAACACAAAGACCCGGAACAAUUACAAGGGGUUGCUGCCCUUUCCUGAUAAAACAGAGCAACCCUUUCAGAGCAGAGGAUGCAGGGUAGUCUGUUAUUCAGAGAUGGUAAAGAGUGGCCUGUAGUACACUGGACAAGGAUGUGUUGAAGGUGAGAGACAGAGGUUAUGAGCAAUGUGAAGUGAAGACUAGUUGGUCGGUGUUUGUCAUGGCUUCUCUGCCCACUGGCGACAUUAUAUUUGUUUACUACACAAAACUGUUUGCUUGGUCUGAGUAAACUGGAAAAAAGCGAAUAAAGAAAUGAGCACUGUCCAUAUCUCGCCUAUGUGUGCAAAGGGUGAUUUACAUAAAGCUAUUUGAAGUCUCCCUCAUUGUAUGAUAGGUGUUACUGUCAGCACAGUAGAGAAGGUGCCAUUAGAAACACUGAAUUGGUCAUAAUAACCCUUCUUUGUUACUGUGUAAAUGCUUUCUAUCACUCUGUUUCUCUCUUUCUCUCUCACUUCUUUUCUUUUCUACCAAUCAAUACCUUGUUAGUACUUUAAUAACACACUAAUGUAAGGCCUGGACUAAGUAGUAUUUGCAAAUAAUCCUCAGAGUUUGCUUUAGCUUGCAGGGCACAACGGGAGUCGGUGUGCUUCGGUUUGCAGCAUACAGUGUACAAUAAGUCACAGAAGAUUGAAAGAAUCACUGAAAAGCAUUUGAAAGUCAAAUGAGUACACUUCUCUGUGAUUGGUUGAAUGGUUCUGGACUCCGAAUAAUGCAAACUAGUUUGCAAACACUACAUGAGCCAGGUCUAAAAAAAAAGUACUUAACUUACAUGGUCAUUUGAAGAGUUUGUAUAAAUAGUAAACCAUAAGCAUACAGUAAUUGUAAUGAAAAGACAACAUGUAAAUUCUACUGGGUCAACCACUAUUUUCAUGCAGUGGCCCGCUAAGAAAAAAAAAUAUGAAAAAAGGUUGUAUUUUAACUGUUCUGGUCUGUGAAUCUAUGAUGCUUUUGCUCUGUAUAUUUGGAGAAUAAAAAUGAUGUUUGAGUUUGUG
Seriola aureovittata is the source of this 7876-nucleotide messenger RNA. It is a transcript of the gene kirrel3b, whose product is annotated as kirre like nephrin family adhesion molecule 3b. Gene Ontology annotation, molecular function: cell adhesion molecule binding. Lineage: Eukaryota; Metazoa; Chordata; Actinopteri; Carangiformes; Carangidae. The record is from RefSeq and is a predicted model, not a curated record. The transcript is spliced from 18 exons. Gene Ontology annotation, biological process: synapse assembly; cell-cell adhesion. Gene Ontology annotation, cellular component: cell-cell junction. Bases 615 to 2957 code for a protein of 780 amino acids.